CCAUGACUCACGAAUGUUCGUUCGCACGAUUUUCACCACCCACGCUCGGCGUGAUACGUAGGGCGAUGCUUUUGUUUUAAUUAAACUGUAUACUAUUCACCCGCGAUAUAUAACGUCGCGUGGAACGUGAUGAUUGCAAGACCAAUAAGAAAAUGACGGUAUUCCUCGACGGUCUCAACAACGCUCCGGAUAACACGGACGUGAAUAAAUCAGGACGAGAUUCCGCGCUCGUGUCCACCCCCGUGCCCAUGAAAAUGGCGAUAAAAAAGAAUGACGUCUUUUACAAUUGGCGCGUUUGAUGCGAGCCCGCGGAAUGGGAUGGGUCCAUCCAAGAAUGAAAGUCGCAUUCCCUUUACGCACAGCGUACAGCUCGACCGCGCGGCGCGCUGCCGCUGCCCGCGAUACACCCGAACAAAAGGGAAUAAAACCGAGGCACGUUGUCGCCACCAUUAUUUCAAAGACUGCCUCAUUUCAUCCUUGAUGCCUCCUCCUCCUUCAUCCUAAUAUAUAGUCCCCGUAUCUGCAAGGAGACGAAAAUGGAUCAUCCAUUCAUUCAUCAAUGUUACUUCAUUGCGCACACUUUCUGCCGUGUCGAUCCGGUCCCGAGAGUCCUCAUUCUCGAGUGAACGAGAAGAGGUGCAAGAAAUGCCUGAUAGAGAUAUCUCGAUACCGCUUCUCCUUCGUUAUAUCUGGUCUUACGAAGAUGCUGCAACGGGUCAACGAGCUGACACCGAGCACGAGCAGUCAGCGGCCGUUCCAACCCAAGGAUCAAGAUCGACAGGAGUCAAUCAUCAUCGUUCUGGACACGCUGGAGAAGUGCCUGGCGAACACACCGAAGGACACAACGAAAUUCGAGGAGGCGAUGAAUGUGAAGCUGCUGCUGCGGGAGAUAUGUCAGUUCAUAGGCAUGCCCUACGACAGCCCGCAGACGAAAAUGAUAAGGACGUUAGCGAGCAAAGUGCUGUUCGCUCUAAGCCUAACGUUCUUCAACGCGGUCUUCAACCGGAUAUCGGCCAGGCUUCAGGAACUGUCCAACAGCGGGGACGAGAAUCCAGACUGCAGCGACAUCGAGCUGAUGCAGUAUAUCAAUGUCGAUGUCUACAGAUUGACCAGGCUUCUGAACGAAACUAUACAGAAAAUCCGGCAACUAGUCGGCAAGAAGUCGGCGUAUCUCGUGCUUAUGAAUCCUCUGGAGAAGGCGAUCUGGAACUGGAUGGACACGUAUCCGCAUGAGUUCGCCGACGUGCAAAAGCAGCCUAAUGAGGAUCUUAGUAAGGCCUGCGAAGAGUUGUUCGACAUUCUCGACACGUUUGUCGUUGAGAAGAAGAGCCGCGCGGCCUCUGUUUGGCCGUUGCAGAUAAUGCUGCUGGUACUCUCGCCCAAGGUCCUGGAGAUCGUCAACACCGACACUAGGCCACCCGCGUCGCCACGAUAUUCGAGAAAGAAGCAGUUCAUCGAUAGCGUAAAGCGUAGUCUGCGAAUGCACGGCAGCUCCUCUAGUCGCCAACUGUCCGAGGCCGCGGCGAUCACGUGCGUCAAUCUCAUUAAGGCGGCCACGUAUGUCAACAACGCCGAAUCUAGCAACGUCGUCCUAACUCUAGCAAAGCAGCUGAUGGAUGAUCUGAUGAGCCUUCUUUUCAAUCCCUCGAAGCCAUUUUCACGCGGGCAGACGUACAGCGCGCAGGACGUCGAUCUGAUGAUCGACUUCUUCGUUAGCUCUUUCCGUAUCAAUCCGCAUAACAACGAAGUUUUUAAGUUUUGCCUGAAUGUCACGUACCCGUCAACGUACCAGUUCGUCUUGGUCAGCUCAUUAUACAAAAUCUUCACGCAACCGAGAUUACCGUGGUGGCCAGAGCGUAGUCUUGUAUAUUCGUACGGCACAAAACUCAGGAAUAUGUUUACCGAUACUCUGAACAAAGUGACACAGAACUGCAUGUGGAAUACGCCGCUGCGCAUGAUUCACAACUUUGCCCUCAAGCCUAAAGAGGAGAUAGCUAAUUCUAAGAACCUAUUGUUGGUGAUGGUGCGACUCAUUCACGUGGACCCUAUGUUAAUGUUGCACAGUUACGGCACAGCUGGCCAUGAAAUACAAAGGUCCACUUUAGAGUUGAUUAAUGGACUUGUCUCAUUAGUCCAUCAGCCCACGAUGCCGGACAUCGCCCACGAAGCGAUGGAGGCUUUGUUAGUGCUACACCACCCAGACAAGGUCAAAGCAUGGAAUCCAGAAGCGCCGCUCGACACUUUCUGGGAUGCCAGUUCGCAAGUCGUUUUCUCAAUCUCCCAGAAAUUGAUUCAACAUCAAAUUUUCAACUACACGACUAUACUUAAAUGGCUUCGUGAGAUACUGAGUUGUAGGAAUGCUUUUCUUUCUCAGUACAAAGAUUAUGGAAAUGUGGACAGCCAUAUUGCAAUCAGUAAACAAGCGCAUAUUAAACUUGAGGUCGUGUGCUUGAUGUAUUUAUGGAGUAUAGACAUGGAGGCUGUUUUAGUAUCCAUGUCUUGUUUUGCACUAUUAUGCGAAGAAGCGGAAAUUCUCUGUGGCAGCGACGAGGUAGCGGUGACCUGUUUGCUUCCGAAUUAUCACGUGUAUUUAGACGUGGCGCAAGCUUCGACCGUGUUGAUCUCUGCCCACGGGGAGAGUAGACUAUGUUAUCAGGAGUAUAAUCACGGGCGUGCUACGUUACAAAAAAGAAUAUUAUUCUUGUUGAGAAAGAUUGAACAUUGUGUGAAUGGUAUACAACCAGCUUGGGAGGAAACAUUUAGAAAUUGGGAAGCGACUUCGCGGCAAUUGGCUAGUUAUCCUAAAAGCAAGACUGAGGAUGUGCAGGUAGAGCCGUUUUGUCGCGGAAACGUAAAACGGAGAGCAGCACACCAGAAUUCGGAGCACGAAGUGGAAGAGCAAAUUAACGAGUGGGCCAACAUGACAGGGUUUCUUUGCGCUUUGGGCGGAGUAUGCUUGCAACGUCGUUCACCUAGUAGACCACCGUAUGACGUAUUCCCUUUUAAUCCCGAGCAUAAAAGGGGUUUGACGAAACAGCAGGAUUCCGUCUUGGGCUUAACAAAUUCGAAUCAAGAAGCGCAAUAUUGCCCAGUGACACAAUUCGUAUUCAACUUAUUACGAUUAUUAAUUUGCAACAACGAGAAACUUGGCAAUCAAAUACAGAAGCACGUGAAGGAGUUAGUCGCACAUGAGAUGAGUCCUGCCGUAUAUCCAAUAUUGUUCGAUCAGAUAAAAAAUUUCGUCGAGAAAUCCUUCGACCCACGUGGACACGUAGUGGUAUCGGAUUUAAACACGCAGUUCAUUGAACACACCAUAUUUAUAAUGAAAAAUAUUCUGGACUCAAAAACGGAUCAACCAUCGGAAUACCUCGGAGUGACCAGUAUUGAAGGCAUGAUGUUGGCAAUCGUUAGGUAUGUCAGGCAUUUAGACAUGACGGUACAUUCGAUUUGCAUCAAAACCAAAUUAUGCCAGCUGGUUGAAGCUAUGAUGAAGAGACGAGACGAUCUGGCAUUUAGACAGGAGUUGAAAUUUCGCAACAAACUAGUUGAAUAUUUGACCGAGUGGGUAAUGUGCAGGCAUCCUUUUUUUUCAACAACUGCCAACGAUAUUACAGCUUACACAAGAGAUUUGGAUCAAGCUUGCAUGGAGGCAGUAGGAGCAUUAUUGCGCGGACUUCCUCUUCAGCCUGAAGAUUCUGAUCGUGUUGAGUUGAUGGAAGCAAAGUCUGAACUAUUUUCGAAAUAUUUCAUACUCUUUAUGAAUUUAAUAAAUUACUGCAACGACCCAUCAUCAUCAUCAUCGGAGGACAAGGAUCUUGAGUCUCAGCAAUCGCCUACUUUAACGACUAACAAGCUAGCCACUUUGCGCAACACUACCAUUCAAGCUACGAGUAAUCUUCUCAGUGCAAAUAUAGACAGCGGCUUGAGACAUUCAAUACAUUUAGGCUAUAACGCGGAUCUUCAGACGCGAGUCGCAUUUAUGGAAGUGUUGACUAAAAUCCUUCAGCAGGGAACGGAGUUCGAUACCCUUGCUGAGACUGUCCUAGCAGACAGAUACGAGCAAUUAGUGCAACUCGUUACAAUGAUCAGUGAUAAAGGUGAAUUGCCUAUCGCCAUGGCAUUGGCCAAUGUAGUGACGACAAAUCAAAUGGAUGAGUUGGCGCGUGUCUUCGUGACACUGUUUGACGCAAAGCAUUUAUUGUCACCUCUAUUGUGGAAUAUGCUUUAUCGAGAGGUCGAGCUAACUGAUUGCAUACAGACUCUCUUUCGCGGUAAUACUCUGGGAAGUAAGAUAAUGUCAUUCUGCUUUAAAAUUUAUGGUACCAGCUAUUUGCAAGGCUUGCUUGAACCUCUGAUCAAACCUUUACUGGACGAGCCAACAAUUAGUUUUGAAGUAGACAGCGCAAGGAUUGAUCCUAACGAAAGUAUUGAACAAAACGGUGACAACUUAAUCACAUUGACACAAAAAGUGUUCAAUGCUAUCGUAUCAUCAUCAGAUACGUUUCCUCCGCAGCUGCGCUCGAUGUGUCACUGCCUGUAUCAAGUAUUAUGCAAGAGAUUUCCGCAAUCUCCGCAGAGCAACAUUGUGGCCGUAGGAACGGUGAUAUUUCUACGUUUCAUUAAUCCUGCCAUUGUCUCACCCCAAGAGAUGGGUAUCGUGAACAAACCGGUACCGUAUGAAGUCAAGCGAGGCCUCAUGCUUAUGUCAAAGAUAUUGCAGAAUAUUGCAAAUCACGUAGAGUUCAGCAAGGAGCAACAUAUGUUGCCUUUCAACGAUUUUUUGAGAACGAAUUUCGAGAUCGGUCGACGAUUCAUCAUACAGAUAGCAUCGGAUUGCGAAACGGUCGAUCAAACCAGCCAUCCUAUGUCAUUUGUUUCGGAUGCCAAUGUCUUAGCAUUGCACAGGUUGUUGUGGAAUCAUCAGGAAAAAAUUGGAGACUAUCUUAGUAGUAGUAGAGACCACAAAGCUGUCGGAAGGAGACCAUUUGACAAGAUGGCUACGUUAUUAGCGUAUCUUGGUCCACCUGAGCACAAGCCGGUGGAUUCUCACUCGCUCUUUUCGACUACUUACAUGCCUAUGUCACGAUGGGCGAGCAAAGACAUGUCGUCGACUAAUUUUGAAGAGAUCAUGAUGAAGCAUAAUAUGCAUGAGACAGAGGAAUUUAAAAGCAUCCAGAGUAUGAAUAUCUUUUAUCAAGCGGGCACCAGCAAGCAAGGCUAUCCAGUAUUUUACUACAUUGCACGACGAUUCAAACUUGGCGAAACGAACGGCGAUCUGCUGAUAUAUCACGUUAUUCUAACAUUAAAACCCUUCCAUCACUCUCCGUACGACGUAGUCGUCGAUUUCACUCACACGUGUGUAGAUAAUCGGUUUAGGGUAGAAUUUUUGCAAAAGUGGUUUUGCGUUCUACCUGUGGCAACCUAUGAAAAUCUCCACGCAGUUUACAUUUACAAUUGUAAUUCGUGGGUACGCGAAUUCACAAAGUAUUAUGAUAGUAUCGUGGCGCCGUUGAAAGGUAAUCGAAAGAUUGUCUUCAUCGACGGCCAAGGGAAAUUAAGUGACGUGAUCGAUGUCGAGCAACUGAAAUUACCCGGAGCGACAUUAUCCCUGGACGAAGACUUGAAAGUGUUCACCGGCGCCUUGAAACUAGCUCACAAAGAGCUGAGAGUAUCUGUGAAGAUCGGACCAACGACGUUCCAAGUAAUGCAUACUGAUAGAGCUAAAGUGUUAUCGCAUUGGGUUCUCUUAAAUGACAUCUAUUAUGCGUCCGAAAUAGAAGAUGUUUGUCUGUUGGACGACAAUUCAUUUGUGCUGACCAUUUCCAUCGAAUCGGUACCUCUGACUUUUGCCCACAACGAUUGCGACAGCAUUGUGCAGAAUAUAAUUCACAUCAGGAAUCGUUGGGUGCUGUCGCAGCCGGACUCUGUGUCCGUUCACUCGAAAAUCAGGCCUAAGGAUGUGCCCGGUACCCUUUUGAACAUGGCCUUACUGAAUCUCGGUAGUCCGGACCCCAAUCUUCGGACUGCCGCGUAUAACCACCUGUGCGCGCUCACAGCGACAUUUGGCUUGAAAAUAGAGGGUCAACUGUUGGAAACAUCUGGUAUUUGCAUACCAUCGAAUAACACCAUAUUCAUAAAGCAUUUGAGUGAGACCUUGGCGGCGAACGAUCCGCAUCUCACGCUCGAAUUUCUUAAGGAAUGCUUACAAGGCUUCAGGGCGUCGACUAUCGAGCUGAAGCAUUUAUGCCUUGAAUAUAUGACACCGUGGCUCAGCAAUCUCGUGCGAUUUUACAAACCGCGCGAUGAAGGCGGUAAGCGGCAGAAGCAAGUUAUAGAUAUCCUGGACGAUUUGAUUACGUUGACUGUCCAGGAGACUGCAAUGUAUCCGAGUAUACAGGCGAAGAUCUGGAGUACGAUUGGUAUGUUGCCGGAACUGAUUGACGUUGUUCUCGAUAUUUUUCUUCAACGCAGCGCGCGAUAUGGCUUAGGCUCGCCGGAAACGGCGAGAUCCGCCGAGAUCAUGGCGGAUACUGCAGUCGCUCUGGCGUCCGGUAACGUGCAAUUGGUCGCCAAGAAACUAAUAAAUAAGGUAUGUCGAAUAGUGGACAAGACAUGCAUGUCGCCGACGUCGCAGCUGGAGCAGCAUGUAAGGUGGAGUGAUAUAGCAAUCCUGGCGAGAUAUCUCCUGAUGUUGUCCUUUAAUAACUGUCUGGAUGUAGGAAAACACUUGCCGUACAUUUUUCACACGGUGACGUUGCUCGUAUGCUCCGGCAGUUUGACCAUGCGAGCUUCCACUCAUGGUUUGGUGAUCAACAGUAUUCACUCGUUGUGCACAUGCAGUUCGCCUUCGUUCUCCGAAGAUACACAUAGAAUACUACGGAUGAGCCUAGACGAAUUCUCAUUGCCCAAGUUUUACCUACUGUUUGGCAUCAGCAAGGUGAAAUCCGCCGCUGGCACGGCUUUCUACGAACAUUCAAAAUCCAGCUGUAAACACGCGAAUGGGGGUGAAAAGUGGCUCAGUAGCGAGAGAAGCGCGCACGGGACACAGGACAAGGAGAGACUUUAUUUAACCAGUUUGGAAGUCAUAACUGACGCUCUUCUGGAGAUCAUGGAGGCUUGCAUGCGAGACAUUCCUAAGUGCGAUUGGUUAAAAACGUGGACAUUGUUAGCGAAGAACUUUGCCUUCUGCUUAAAUCCGGCUUUGCAGCCAAGAGCUCUCAUCGUCUUCGGUUGUAUCAGCAAAAGUAUAACGGAUCAAGACAUGAGGCAACUACUGAAGAUACUGAUGAAGGCGCUCGAAAGUUUCAACGAUAUUAAUCUUAUAGAGGCUAUUGUUAUGUGCUUAACCCGAUUGCAACCUCUUCUGAGACCCGAAUCGCCAAUACACAGGCAUUUAUUCUGGAUUGCCACGUCCGUUCUCGAAUUAGAUGAAGCAUCGUUAUACGCAUCCGGCCUAGCCCUUCUCGAGCAGAACUUGCACACACUUGACUCACAAGGCACUUUCGACGAAAAGACAUUAGAAUACGUAAUGAUGACAACGCGUGAACCUUUGGAAUAUCAGUUUAAACAAUUAGAUCAUGCUGUGGGUUUGUCCUUUAAGUCUAACUUUCAUUUCGCGCUGGUCGGUCAUCUUCUGAAAGGCUACAGGCAUCGUACGCCGACUACAGUCACCAGGACGGUCAGAGUAUUGACUAUGUUACUGGCAAUCGUAGCUAAACCUUCCAAAAGGGAUAAAUUUGAAGUAACGCCUGAAAGUAUCCCUUACUUGACCGCGUUAGUGGCUGUGUCAGAAGAGGUUCGUAGCAGAUGUCACAUCCGACACUCGCUCGACAAAAGCUUGCACGAUUCAUCAGGCAGUUCGGACGUUCUCGAUACUCUGCCAUCGCGCAAUACGGAUAUGCCUGGAGCUUCUAAUCCUACGAGUAGAAGACAGAAGACCUGGGAUUUACUGGAUCAAUCGGCGCUUACUCAAGCGAAACAACAAAAACAAUCUGCGCAGACUGGCCGGCUUUUAUUUAAAUCGCAGCGAUCCUUGAGCGUGCCGAGCGCAAAGGACGACAAGUCAGCGGACAACGCGGAGCAACAGAGAGAUCGUAGCACCAGAGUGAGCCUAAGCAACGAAAAUAACGUCUUACUCGAUCCGGAAGUAUUAACGGAUUUUUCAACGCAGACUUUGGUGCUGACCAUGCUGGCCACGCUAGUCAAGUAUUCCACCAAUGAAAACGAAACGCGGAUUCUUUAUGAAUACCUGGCAGAAGCAACAGUAGUUUUCCCUAAAGUUUUUCCAGUCGUACAUAACUUACUCGACGCAAAGAUCAAUAGCGUAUUGUCUUCUUGUCAUGACCAAGCGAUACUGAAUGCCGUUCAAACUAUUAUACAGAACAUGAUAGCCUGCGAAGAUACGAACCAGCAACAUCAUUUGCAACACUAUUUGCAAAGCUGCGGAUUCCGCGGUCUUUGGAGGUUCGCAGGGCCUUACCCAGACUCAGACUCAACACAAAUGGUGUCAAACUGUACGCCCGAGAGUGCUGAAUUGUUUGUGAAUUGUCUGAGGGCAAUGGUGGAAAUGUGUUUGAUGAUGCAAGAAUCGAAUAGUAAAGAAACAGUUAUCGGGAAGAGUAAACGCGCCGGCAGCUGUCAAUCGGAUUUUGCGUCGAAAACAAGACCACCUGCUGGAAUUGUCCAAGAACAAUCUCGUGUAUCAACAGAGAUCGACGCUUCUUCCGUUCAUGUAAAUCAUGGUACGGAUAGCAAGCGAAGCAACUCGGUUGAUGGGAAUCAAACUGAGAAUAUGGGUGGUGGUGAUGGUGGCGGCGGUUCACAACCUUAGCAAUUAAUUUGUGAUACUGGCAGGCAAUGCGAUAAAAGUGUGCGUAAGAAACAAAAUAAUCGAAAGUUGCAACGGCAAAUGAGAUGUGUGAACUCUAAAUAAUCGCUUUGUAAAUAUAGAACCUCGCACACGUUUAUUCCGUGUUAUUGCUGUAACAUGUUCAGUCAGUUUAGUACAAUGCCGUCCACAUCAUGAUAAUGAGCCUACAGAAGUGGAAGUCGAUGAAAGCUAUGUUUUUGAAGAACGUUAUUUUAUUUCUAUUAGCGAUAUUGCGAUAUUGACGUUCUUUUUAAACUUGUGAUCAUUUUAUUAAUUAAUCGUACAAACGUUGCUGUCUCAAUGUGACAAUUUUAUUACGACAGUUUCAUUACGAGAUUCAAAUGCAUGAAUAUUAUAUAUAGCAUAUAUGUUGCUAACGCUUUUACAACGAACUUGGAAAACUUGCGUUGUAAACAUGAAUUUCCUCGCUAUAUACCGUAAAAUUGGAUUUUAGCGAAUUAGAACAUUUAGUGCAUUUCGUCGUGAUUCAGCGUUCAUAAACAUAGAAAAUGACUUACGGUAUAUGGUAUAUAUCAGUUUUUUUCAUCAACAACGAGUAUUACAUAUGUUCGAUAUUUUCUUCAUAAUUGCACGUAUAAUUUAUUGACUGAUUCUAUUAUGGUCGCAAUACGAUACAUAUACAGUGAAGAAUCUCAAUGGUCCAUAGAGAAUCAACCGCGAGAAGUAGAAUAGAUAGAUAAAAAUUUAUUAAGGAUCGUUCGCAAUUUUUUCAUUAUAUAGAAAUUUUAACUAUAAGGCGCUUCUACUGCAAGAGAAUAUAUCGGAUAUAUCGUCUACGAUUUAUUUUUAAGCGAUCAGUUGUAAAACACCGCAAACAAUUUUAUUAUUCUACUUACGAAAGAAUCUCUGUUGGUCCUCUAAGGCCCAAGAAAUGCGGUUGCGCUAGAUAUAACUUUCUACGCAAAAACCGCUCGCUCCUUCUCAUAUGCCGUUGCAUAUAGAUCUCAACAAUGCAAAGAUGACUUGGACCAGUGACGCCUGUCGUUCUCAAGGCGUUCGAAGCCCCAGGACGAAUAAUUUCUAGACUCAACUCAUAAAAAGGAACACCAAUGUAAAAGUGUAUAUUGUCUACUACUUAUUAAAGUACAAAGUGAGACCAAGCGAUAUCUUGUCCGUACUGUAACGUAAGCCGGGACAUUUUAGUAAUAAGGAGAAAGGAAUAGGAGAAUAGCGCGUAAAUUGAUAGAUCUCGCACUUGUGUUAGCAGCAAUGAAUACCAAGUGCCAGGGAUCGUAUUGAAAUAGUAUUUUGUAGGAUGUAUCGCGAAGAUUACUCGCCCAUUUUUAUUUAAAUUUCAUUUAUUUAUUUAGAUGAAACUUCUUUUGACGCGCCAUAGCAAGUGUGACAUAUAUGUAUAAAUAGCGACAUGUCAGAUUGAGAAACGUGGAAAUGAUAUUUUUGUGCGGCUAUGCAGAAUGAAUAGCAGCUUCUCAACGGCACUAGAGUGAUUGUUAGGAGUUUGAGAGAUGUAUUUGUACAUAGUGCGUUGUAUAAUGUUUACACAAUUGUGGCGACUUUGUAAGUUGAUUUUGUUCGUCUGUAUUUUUAGACAAAUUUUUAGAGACGCCCGACGCGUCGUAGGAAAUGGACAAAUUUCCGAAUUAAUGCGCUGAUUUCAACGUAUAGAGCUUCUUUCGAGCUUGUACUUAACAUGAAUAAAUGUACGUUCAAGUCAUUAAUUACUAUUAUAUGAGCUUUGAUCUUAUUAAGGCUACGUUCCGAUAUUUACUGGCAAUACUGAAAAUCUAUAGUAUACGACUAUAUGUGACGUAAAAUAUAGAAAAAUAUAGAUUUUCAGUACUGACAGUGAAUAUUGGAAUGCAGCCUUUACGUUUACGUGCGCUAGUCAUAUUUGAAAACAUUGAAAAGCUCUCGCGAAGUAAUUUUUUUAUAAUGUUUUUUUUUUACAUAUAGUCUGUAUUCCUACUGAAUUUUUGUUAACUUUGUCAGUCUGAUAAUCACCGUGAGAUGUAUAAGCUGAUUUUAAAUUAAUCAUUUCUUCAUUAAUGAGUACUGAUUCAUUCAUAUUCGCUAAUUUUAAUUCGCGCAGUUCGGGUUUGUUAAGCACAUCCGUAACUGCCGUAUUAUCACACGCUUUUUGUUGUCUUUUACCAAAGGUGUAAAUCUGUAAAUCGUCUCUAGGCUGCGUUAGGUAAGGCGAUUAAUUUAUUAACAGUUACAAUUAAGAAAAAUUGUGCACACAUGAAGUGUACAAUUAAGAAAAAUAGACCAUAAUCGUAAUCGCUUAACAUGUAUAUGUAUGCGUCGUAUUCGGAUUUGUCAUCAGUUCGGCAUUUUCCUUUCGGACCUCGAGUUUCCGCGAUACUUCUAUAUAGAGCGUGUUAUUACGAUAAAUUUGUAAAUACCAUAAAAUUCUAGCGUGUAAAGAUUGAUGAACGAGUAGUUGUACGUCGGACUAGCGAGCAUUCGUCUAUAAAUUUAAAAAGAUAAUGUAUACGCAUAUUUUUUUAGCUUACACACGGCGCGAUUUAUGGAUAUGAAAAAAUAAGGGAGGGUUGUUGAUUUUUUAAAUCACGCAUAAAUUUCGAAUCAAUUGUUUUUUUUUUACUGCACGUUGUAUUGUAUCAGCAAUUUAAUUUCGAAGCAACAUUAUAUCGAUAUUAAUCGAGUAUACAUCUUUUCACAUGUUUUGAUUAUGUUCGAUUUGCCAUGCUGUUAAAAACUUUUGUACUGCAUACAUACAGAAGUUAGUGUAUAUGACGCUAUUAAAGUAGAGUGCACGAGCGUCCGACAGUACUGUAUGCACGUGUGCGAGUAAAGGCCAAAGAGUGCGUGUAUAUGUAAGAACAUAAAAUGUAAUAAUGUUUAACGGAUCGUGAUACGCGCACAAGAUAGUUAAAUGUACGAUAGCUCCGGCGAACCUUCGAUUCGCGCGGUCGGCAUUAAGCGUUAUUUUUCUCUUCGAUCGAAUCUCUUCACGACGUGAUUAUCUGGCCUUUCUACGAAUGCAAUGAGAUAAUUUUUUGUGUAAAUAUAUCCACGAGAUUAAAACGCUGUUUGUUAAACUAUAA
Messenger RNA from Temnothorax curvispinosus, 11922 nucleotides. RefSeq names its product neurofibromin (gene Nf1). The transcript is spliced from 25 exons. The coding region runs from base 560 to 8830 and encodes 2756 amino acids. The record is from RefSeq and is a predicted model, not a curated record. NCBI's taxonomy places the organism in Eukaryota, Metazoa, Arthropoda, Insecta, Hymenoptera, Formicidae. Gene Ontology annotation, biological process: regulation of GTPase activity.